CGACGUGGCGGGGCGGGACCCGCCGGGCGCUCCCGCGCGCACUCGGCCGCCGGAGCGAUAUUAAAAUGUCUGAUGAUGCUGGUAACAUCCUAGCCCCUGGGGACAAAGCAGAAAUUACUGAGAUGCCCAACAAUGAUUCUUUACCGGAAGAUGCAGAAGUACACUGUGAUUCAGCUACAAUUUCAAAAGAGCCAACGCCGGCUGACCCCAGAGGAAAUGCGUGUGAAAAUGCGCCUGUCCAGGGUGCAAAGACUGCUGCCACUGGGCACCUUGAGCAACCCAAAGACUCCAGUGCCAUGGAGCCCGCCCCUAAUGGAGAAGUGACUGAGGAUACACUUGCCGAAUGCAAUGAUUCUGUCAGCCUCGAGACAGAACCUGGAUCUGAAAUACCCCUGAAAGAACAAAAUGAUCUGGCUGUGGAUUCCCCUCCACGUGGAGGAGGAUGGGCAGGAUGGGGCUCCUGGGGAAAAUCUCUGCUCUCAUCAGCAUCUGUCACAGUAGGCCACGGAUUGACAGCAGUUAAGGAAAAAGCAGGGGCCACCCUACGGAUUCAUAGUGUAAAUUCUGGAUCUUCCGAAGGGGCCCAACUUGAUACUGAGAACAGAGUCCCUGAAAUAACAGAUGCGGCCACAGAUCAGGGCCCUGCAGGAAGCCCACCCACUUCUCCCACGUCGGGUUCUCGGGGCAUGCUGUCAGCCAUCUCCAGUGCGGUUCAGAACACAGGUAAAAGCGUUUUAACCGGAGGUCUUGAUGCUUUGGAAUUCAUUGGCAAGAAAACCAUGAAUGUCCUUGCAGAAAGUGACCCAGGCUUUAAGCGGACCAAGACUCUCAUGGAGAGAACCGUUUCCUUGUCUCAGAUGUUAAGGGAAGCCAAGGAGAAAGAGAAGCAGAGACUGGCCCAGCAGCUCACGGUGGAGAGAACCGCACACUACGGGCUGCUAUUCGACGAAUAUCAAGGCUUGUCACACCUGGAAGCCCUGGAAAUUCUGUCUAAUGAAAGUGAAAGCAAGGUGCAGUCAUUUUUAGCAUCACUUGAUGGGGAGAAGCUGGAACUCUUAAAAAAUGACCUAGUUUCCAUUAAAGACAUCUUUGCAGCCAAAGAAUUCGAGACUGAAGAGAAUCAAGAAGAACAAGGCUUAGAGGAAAAGGGAGAAGAAUUUGCUAGCAUGCUUACAGAGCUUCUCUUUGAAUUACAUGUCGCGGCCACGCCUGACAAACUCAAUAAGGCCAUGAAAAAAGCUCAUGACUGGGUGGAAGAGGAUCAAAAUAUGGUGUCAGUAGAUGUGGCAAAAGAAUCAGAGGAGGAAAUUGAGAAGGAAGAAAAAGAAAAUAAACCUGAAGACCCUCAAGAAGAAAACAAGGAAGAAAGGAGAACUAAGACCAUAGAGGAGGUAUACCUGUUGUCCAUUGAAAGUCUGGCAGAAGUAACAGCACGCUGUAUCGAGCAGCUUCAUAAAGUAGCAGAAUUAAUUCUUCAUGGACAAGAAGAGGAAAAACCAGCUCAGGAUCAAGCAAAAGUUCUGAUAAAAUUAACUACUGCAAUGUGCAACGAAGUGGCUUCCUUAUCAAAGAAGUUUACGAAUUCUCUAACCACUGUUGGGAGCAACAAGAAGGCCGAGGUCCUUACCCCCAUGAUCAACAGCGUAUUAUUAGAGGGCUGCAAUAGCACGACGUAUGUGCAGGAUGCAUUCCAGCUACUACUGCCCAUUCUGCAGGUUUCACAUAUCCAGGCCAGUUGCUCGAAAGCACAGCCGUGACCUUGCCAGACUCCAUCUAGUUAAAGGAAAUGGCAGGCCAUGCUGCUUCACUGUAUACCAGUUGAGGGGAUGUUUUCUACGCAUCUGGCCACAGACCCCAUUUGAGGACACUACAAGCAAUUUUGCACAGACAGUAUUGAAAAUGCAAAUUUAAAGAGAGUUAUCAUUUCUCUUAAUGUAUAUGGUUGUUUUUACAAAUAAUUGUGUUUUCUUUAUGUUAAUUUAAACUUGC
Messenger RNA from Cynocephalus volans (Philippine flying lemur), 1989 nucleotides. It is a transcript of the gene FAM114A1, whose product is annotated as family with sequence similarity 114 member A1. The record is from RefSeq and is a predicted model, not a curated record. NCBI's taxonomy places the organism in Eukaryota, Metazoa, Chordata, Mammalia, Dermoptera, Cynocephalidae. Bases 66 to 1757 code for a protein of 563 amino acids. The transcript has 14 exons.